UUUAUUCAGUUCGUUUUAGUUUGAAAUUCUCCACGUAAAAGAACAUACUGCACCUUUAACUGCACUUUUUUUUUUGUCACAUCACUUCACAUGUUUCUGUUUUGAUUUUUAUUCACAUUCUGCAGUAAAUGCUGACACACACGAGUCUGUCCUCAGUGGUCCAAAUGAAUGUGUUAGAAGUCUGAAAGUCCUCCUCAGACCCUCGGAGUCUCCUCUGCUCUCCACGGCGGCGCUGCCUUCUAACUCGCAACCUACAAUUAAUUUAUAAUUGCCAAAUGACGUUGGACUUCAUUAGGGAGGAUGUUAUGUCUGUGAUGACACCGAGACACAUCUACUUUAAACUCUAUGCCGCCUCUACUGUAGCUCGGUCGCAUUUUAUUCGCCAACAGUCUCGUUCGGGAUCCGCUCGCAGCGCGCCUCCAUCCCGCCGCUCGGCUUUUUCCGAGAAGACGAGCUUUUAUAAUAAUAAUACUAAUAAAGACGAGACGCGGAGCUCAUCCAUAUUAGAAGAGUCUUUAAUGAACUCAGACCGUCGGAGACACUCCUCCUCCUCCUCCUCUUCCUCUUCUUCUUCUUCUUCCUCAUCCUGCUGCUGCUGCUCCCGGCUCCGCACCGCACCGCUCCCGCACCCAGUCGAUGCGCGGGGAGGAAAUCCACAGCCCCCAUCUUUUAUCAGCAUCGGCAUCGCCUUGAAGACAAAGAGAGCGCACGCAGAAUGAAGAUGUGCUCCGAUAGCAGGAGAGGACGGUCUUAGGGAAGACAGAAAAAAAAGUCACUGUUCCUGCAGCCUGGAGGGAAGGAGGAGGAGGAGGAGGAGGAGGAGAGGAGACCCGGGUUCCUUGGAGACUCUUCGGGGAUGCGCAAAAAGAUGUUGAGAGUCAAAAAGCGAGAGGCGUCGUGAUUGGCCGCGCUCCUUUUUUCUCGGAAAGCAUCGAGUCAUGUUCGCUCCAGCCAGAGCAUCAGCGAGGUGGCAUCAAACUUGAACGCGACGUGGUUUUUUUUCGAGUCUGUCACAGUGGAUGCGUUCACGACACAAACUUGCAGCAGCCCACCUACCCACUCUCCAAAAGAAGAAGAAGAAGAAGAAGAAGAAGAAGAGGAGGCGGACGCGCUCUCCAGGGUGUCGAAACCAGAGAGACCUGAGUGAUCAACUAGUGAGGAGCAGGGAGACGCUCUCACUUCACCAUCUGCUCCUGAGCUUCAUGCUACCUGGUGGCUCCAGAGAGAACUUAUUACAUUAGCGUCUGACUGUGCUGCAUCAUGCUGUGGAUGAAGUGGAAGAUAGUGGUGGACUCCCUGCGUGGGCGGAGAAGGAGGCUGCCCUGUUCCCUCUGGUUCCUCCUGCUGUUCGCUGCUGGAGGUCUGGUUCUCUUCAUCCACCAGCGGGAUCUGUCAGAGAUGGUCCAGCAACAAGGCCCAGGUAGACGUCGCCCUUGUUUCAGCACCAGCAGCUGUCCACGGUCCAACUGUGGAAACACUUUCCUCACACUUUGUUUAACCGGCGUGAAGCUCGGAAGCACUCCACGGCAGUCCAGAGAGACUCUUUCUACGCAGGACAGAGAGAGGGGCAAACCUGACGGUUACCAGGACCACCGGGCAGCAGAGGGAUCCUUGUCCAGCCCGAUCCCUCCGAUGCAGUUCCCACACUUUGAGGCGAGCAGACAGACGGCCACCACUGGGUCCCGGGAGCAGGACAUAGGCUCCCUUCAUGUCUCCAAAAGACAGCGCAAACUGCUGAAAACGAGCCCCCCGAUCAACCACACCAACAAAAAUGUCUCCUCGUCCUCUUCCUCUCCCUCAUCCUCAUCCUCAGUCUCCUCCUCCUCCCCUGCUUUAGGCUCUUUUUCCCCUAAUAUCCUGGAGGCACGGCGGAAACUGAUGAAGGAGAUCUGCGCCAAGUACAAAAGCAGCAUCUCUAGGACAAUCACACGCCAUCACGUCAAGCACCUCUACGUGGAGGACAAGUACAAGUUGUUGUACUGCCAGGUGCCCAAGGCAGGCUGCUCCAACUGGAAGAGGACCCUGAUGGUGCUGGCGGGCCAGGCGCCUAACGCUCAGAGCAUUAAACACGACACAGUCCACUACGGCCACCAUCUCAAGACGCUCGACAACUUUGACCGUCAGGGAAUCAUGCACCGUCUGGAGACAUACACCAAAGUCAUGUUCGUCCGCGAGCCCCUGGAGAGAAUGGUGUCGGCGUACAGGGACAAGUUUGAAAACCCUAACAACUACUACCACUCCCUGUUUGGGAAACCAAUCAUUUCCAAGUACAGGGUGAACCCGUCCCGGGCCGCCUUGAAGACUGGCAGCGGCGUCACAUUCAAGGAGUUUGUCCAGUACCUGCUGGACGUCCACCGGCCCGUGGGAAUGGACAUCCACUGGGAGCAGGUGAACCAGCUGUGCAACCCCUGUCUCAUAGACUACGACUUCAUCGGUAAGUUUGAGAACAUGGAGGAGGAGUCCAACUUUGUCCUGCGAUUGACUGGGGCGCCACCCAACAUCACACUGCCCAAUUUUAAAGAUAGGAACCCGACGGACACGAGGACCUCUAUGCAGAUCACGCAAAAAUACUUUUCACAGGUCAGCAUGCUGGAGAGGCAGCGGGUCUACGACUUCUACUACAUGGACUAUCUGAUGUUUAACUACUCCAAGCCUUUCAAAGAUUUAUAUUGAUUGACUCCUUACAAAAUGCUUGAAUCACAGUCACAUUCCACCACAUGUACAUCUCAACCAUGAUAGGAAUCUCAACAUAAAGGAGGCUCAUUCACAUGCUCACAUGGAUCUUUGCAUCUAAGCACAGAGAUCAGAGGCUAAAAAGAAAAAAAAAAAAAAAAGAAAAAACGCUCUCUGAAUUUCGCAAAAAAGCUGCUUUUUAUGAAACACAUUUCUACCAGAUGAUCUUACUUUUUAGACUACGCUGAGAUGAAAAGGUUCAUGUGAUGUCAUAUUAGAUAUUCAAAAUAGUUCUGAAAUGCAAGUUGUUUAUUCACUACAGGCACACGGUGAAGUAGAGUAUAAAAAAAUAUAUAUAAAUGUUAUGCUUCUAAAGAAAAAAAUGAAAAAGUUUAUUAUCGUUCAACAGGCUUUAAAUUACACCUCACUGUGAGUCAAACAGCAUUCUGCAAAUGUGUUUUAUGUGUUUAAUUCAACACUUGGGUGGGAUUUAAUAGUUCCCAAACACAUUUCUGAAUUCAGAGGUAAUUUCAGUUUACAGAACAGUUUGUUAUGUGAGGAUCCACCAACUCCCUUCAGAAUAAUUACACCAAAUUAUUUAUGAGUACAGUUGCUUUAGUCCUCGAUCACAGCCGAGCAGACUUUUUUUUUUCUUUUUUUUUUAGGGAUAUUUGCUUUUACUAUUUGACUCACAGUGGGGUUAAGCAUCAGUAUACCUCUAUAUAUCAGUACGUACUAAUACAGAUAUUUCAUGUAAAUGGUUUUUCUGAACAUAAACCGCGACAAAAUGAAACAGUAUAAAUAGUUUAAAUCUUUCAAAUGUGUCAAGUGCUACUCACUCGGAGGUUGUGUGCACUUACUGUAGCAUUUUUGUACCUUCUAACUUUGUGGGUUAGGUUUGUGCUUUAGUCUUAACACAUGCGUGUGCUGUCAGUUCCCCUCCAUCACCAGAGGUAUUUACUCCGGUGGCUGUUUGAGGUACAAAGGUACAAAGUAUCUGCUGCCAAUAUCUUUGUUUUUUUGUUGUUUUUUUUUUUUUUUUUUAAAUUAAUACCUGGUAGUGUUACAGACUUACUAAUUGGUACUAAUCUUGAGUCUUUUUGACAUCGUUGGACACAAAAUGCAUUAAAAAGUCCACGAUGCAAAAAAAAAAAAAUCAAGCUACAAAACAAAAAACAAACAAAAAAAACAGAUGUUUCACACUCUGUCUAAAAAGGUAUGAUUUUCUGACGUUUGAGGGAAAAGAAGAGCGUGCCCCAAACAUCUCCAUCCAUCACGCUUUAACACCUCCCCGAACAGCCAUCACUCACAGAUCUCACACUGUCAGCAUCUCUGUAUGUAUCACAUCCUUUCCGCACCAUCUUAUAGGCUUUUUACUGACACUACUGUGUAAAAUUGUAUAAUGGGCAUUCAGAUGACUAUAUAUUUUUCUAUGUAUUUCUAAAAUAUAUAUAUUCAGUGCUUCUUGGUGAAGGUACGUUCAUUUCCUUUCUAGAUGUCAUUGAUUGUUCUUUCAGUGAUACCAGUGUAGAGUGUCGUGUAACAGAAAGAGUUUCUUUCCAAAACAAAAAAAAAAUAUCCACCAGCUGAAAGAAAAAAAAAAAUCUAAACUUUCAAGCGACUAAAUGACUGCAAAAAAAAAAAAAAGAAAAGAAAAGAAAAAUCUGUGGUUACAUUUAAAGUGCAGACGAUGACUUAGUCUGAUUGAUGAAUUCAUACAAACCCUCACGCUUUGAAAGGUGCUGAAAGAUUUUUUUUUUUCGUAUUAACAGAAUGGAUAUGUUACGUUUUGGAAAUUAGCUCUUUUAAUAACGUUUCCCUAAUCUGUUUGGUCUCUCGAUAGGAUAAUAGACCCUGUACAGAUGAGCUGCAUUCCACCGAGUUAACCACCCUGACUAAUGACGUUUUCUACCCACAGCUACUCCACUGUGUGUGUUUGUGUGUGUGUGUGUGUGUGUGUGUGUGUGUGUGUGUGUGUGUGUGUGUGUGUGUGUGUGUGUGUGUGUGUGUGUGUGUGUGUGCGUGAUGUUUUACAAUCUGUUGUCUGGUAUUUUUUCUGGAAACACAAGAUAAACACACUGUUAAAAGGGAACGAACACACUGAAAGUUACGACGAUGUUCCCAAAGAUGUGGAGAGAGCGAGGAACGAAUCAGUAAACAACGUGAUGAUUAAUAACUUGUUAAUGAGCAACUCCUAAAUAACGGUGACGGUAGCAGACUGGGAAACAUAUUGUUAAUGACGCAUUAGGUAAUGAUUAGUUCAUAAGGACUUUCUACGAAUCAGCCACUGAGGAGCAAGAGCUAGUGUCGACUCAUUAAUGACUAAUUACAGUUAAUUAAUUAAUCAAAGUAAAACAUAAUACAGAGAGUAACCAGAUAGACUCAUUAACUACUGAUUACUUACUCAUUAGUUACUUUUAAGUAGUGAAGCUGAAUUAUUGAUAUUUAAUCUGUUGUUUUUUGUGCAUUAUAUUCAGAUAUUUAUGAACGAAAUAUCAACCAAUGAUGAGUUCGUAUACGUAUUAUCCCCCAAACGAUUCUCAACUCCGGUCCUUGAGUCACAGUUAUUCAGGGAUCAAUCAUUAACGAUUCAAUAAGAAUGACGUUGUUUCUGAUUCGCGCCUCACCUGCUCCUGAGAAACCCACUCACACCUUUGUGUACCUUUACUGUAAAGUGUUAAUGUCACUUUUUUUUUCUACGUGAUGCAGUUCAGACCACAGAACAACGUGCACAAACCGCACGGACGCCGACAAUUCUGAGGUCGUGAGCACUUAUAACAUUUUUUAAUCGGGGGGAUGUAUUAUAACCCUUUUCUCAGAUGAGACACAUCUGAGAUACUGCAAGAUUUGAUAUAAAAGGUAGAAAAAAAGAGGAGGAGAACCAUUCAACAGGUGAUCAUGUAUUGUAAAUCUUCAAGAUUACACUGACUGGAUGGAAACGCCAGCCGAUGUUUCUCCCAGUUCAGUUUAAACUCACUGUGGUGUAUUUGCAACAGAGAAGUGAUUAAAUAUGAAGAUUGCGACACCAAAAUAAGGUUACAUUUAAAGUGAAAUGUGUUGAAUGACCAAAAACAAAAAGUAAACACAAGAUGAUCUUUAAACGUCUGGCUGCAACCGAUGUGUGCUGUGGUAUUUUUUUUGUUUUGUUUUGUUAGUUUUUAACGAGGGCACGAUGCAAAGAACUUGAACUCGAGCUAUUGUGAGAACAACCUGCGGCUCGUCUCCUAUAAAGCUGUGGUCACUAAUCCAGCGACACUCUUCGCAGCUGGCUGGAAACGUGUUUUAUGUAACGAUGUGCUUUAUAAAGAGACAUUCUUGCCUACGAGUGAAGGCGAAAUUCAUAUUUAAAUCUAUUACGCGCUAUAAUCAACUUUUGAAGACCUUUAACAAUCUUGGUGGUACAAGUAUUACCCUUUUCGCGGCGAUGGUAACUGUAUGAACCUUUGUCAGUAUAGUGUGUUGGCUUUUUGCAAUUCCAAAAAUCUAAUCUUUGUUUAGGUUGUGGUCAGAUUCUAUGUAGGUAUAGUCGAUCUCUGGCCAAAAAAGAGCUACUGCGUUAUGAUGAGCAUUACUCUUGCAGAUACUCAGUCGGUCCCCGCCCCUUCCCCCUGCUAAUAAAGUUUUCUUGGUCUGUGGGUGUGUGGACAGAUUUAUCAAAAAGCGUAAUUACAGUAACAAGUGAAUGUAUAACUGUUUAUCGUUGGUGCAAAAGUGUAUAAAAUAUGAUCUUAAGCCCUCUGCCUUAUUUUACACUGCCAAUUAAAUGGUGUAUUUCAGGAAGACAUUCUUCAGGUGGUUAUUAUUUCUGGCUGAUGAGUGUCUACUAAUAAAACUGUC
Molecule: messenger RNA, 6510 nt
Organism: Acanthopagrus latus (yellowfin seabream)
Lineage: Eukaryota; Metazoa; Chordata; Actinopteri; Spariformes; Sparidae
Product: carbohydrate sulfotransferase 8-like
Exons: 5
Coding region: 1261-2673 (470 amino acids)
Biological process (GO): proteoglycan biosynthetic process; carbohydrate biosynthetic process
Cellular component (GO): membrane
Molecular function (GO): sulfotransferase activity
Source: RefSeq, a predicted model, not a curated record